AUGACAAAACUGGAAAAGAUAACAAUUCGAAGUGCCGUAUUAGAUGAUCUUCUUACCAUGAUUAAAUUAAUGAAUGAUGUUUUAGAAAGUCCAUCAACGGAAGAUGAUGUACAAAAACUAUUAGAUAGAUGGCUACCGAGAUUUGUAAAAGAUUCUCGAUUUUAUUAUUAUGUUGUUGAGAAUGAGAAUAUGAAUAUGAUUGGAUGGUGUUGUGGUCGUGAAACACUUGAAUGUACUCGAACAGUAAAUGAUCAAAUAUAUGAUUGUGAAAUUGGACAAAUAUUUAUUCUUCAACAAUAUCAACAUCGUGGUAUUGGUCGAGAAUUAUGGAAAAUUGUUUGGAAUUCUGUUCUUGAAAGAUUUCAUCCGAGAAAUUUUCUUGUUUGGGCACUUGAUAAAGAAUCAACGCAUCAGUUUUAUCGAUCACUUGGAGGUACACGAGCUGGAGCAAAGAAGACAGAUGAUACUAUUUUAACAGCAUAUAUUUGGAAUGAUCCUAAACCAUAUGAUACAACUAAUUUUAUAAUCUUUAUAUAA
Molecule: messenger RNA, 537 nt
Organism: Adineta steineri
Lineage: Eukaryota; Metazoa; Rotifera; Eurotatoria; Adinetida; Adinetidae
Source: the annotation of a GenBank genome assembly